Messenger RNA from Leguminivora glycinivorella, 2256 nucleotides. RefSeq names its product ATP-dependent DNA helicase pif1-like. Lineage: Eukaryota; Metazoa; Arthropoda; Insecta; Lepidoptera; Tortricidae. The record is from RefSeq and is a predicted model, not a curated record. The transcript is spliced from 2 exons. Gene Ontology annotation, molecular function: DNA helicase activity. Gene Ontology annotation, biological process: telomere maintenance; DNA repair. Bases 107 to 1447 code for a protein of 446 amino acids.
CACACUCACAGCUUCAGCUGAACAAAUUCGAGAGUUAUUCGCCAUAAUUCUAACAACAUGUAACCCAUCAAACCCAAAACAGCUAUGGGACUCUUUCAAAAGGAGUAUGAGUGAUGAUAUAUUGUACCAAAUCCGACAAGCUAAUCCAGAACUGACUAUAGAAUUCAAUGACGACAUAUUCAAUGAAACACUCAUUCGUUUAGAAGAUAAAUGUUUAGCAAUAAAUAACCAAGCCUUAGUAGAACUUGGAAUGCCAACACCACAAAGAAAUGCUUUCAAUGUGCUAAACUACGAAAUUACAAAGGAAAAAAGCUAUAACGUCAAUGAACUACUUGAGUACAUUGCUCACAACAAACCACUUCUCAAUGACAAUCAAAAAAAUGUUUACAACGUUAUAAUGAACCGAAUAAAUAAUAACACUGGUGGAAUUAUUUACUUGGACGCACCAGGAGGCACCGGUAAAACGUUUCUAUUAAAUCUACUAUUGGCGGAAAUACGUGCUACAAAACACAUCGCACUGGCACUAGCAUCAUCCGGCAUUGCAUCCACACUUAUGGAAGGAGGACGAACUGCCCAUUCUGCCUUACAACUACCGUUGAAUAUAGCCGAACAACAAUUCCCGGUAUGUAAAAUCUCAGGAAAAUCUGGACGAGGUCAACUUCUAAAACAAGCUAAAAUUAUCAUCUGGGAUGAAUGCACCAUGGCCCAUAAAAAAUCACUAGAAGCCAUGGACAGAACAUUACAAGAAUUGCGAAAAAACUCUGAAAUAAUGGGAGGAGCUCUACUCAUACUCUCAGGAGACUUUCGACAAACACUUCCAGUUAUUCCCAAGUCAACACCAGCAGACGAGAUCAAUGCAUGCUUAAAAAAGUCACAUCUCUGGCCACAAGUACAAAUACUGCAAUUAACAAAAAACAUGAGAGUUGAAUUAUCAAAAGAUGAAACAACAGCAUGUUUUGCUAAAAUACUUUUACAAAUAGGCGAAGGUACAUAUCCUACUGAUCAAACGAGCGGCCUCAUAGAACUCAAUAGUGAUUUCUGUAACGUAGCCACCACUGAAAACGAACUAAUCGACAAAAUUUAUCCAAAUAUUAUUCAGAACUAUACCAACGUAGAGUGGUUAUUUCAAAGAGCGAUUUUGGCCACUAAAAAUAAUAUUGUUGACGAUAUCAAUUUUAAUAUUCUAAAGAAUAUACCUGGUGAAGAGAAAAUAUAUAAAUCAAUCGACACGAUGGUAUCCAUUGAAGAAAGUGUCAACUUCCCUACUGAAUUUCUAAACUCUUUACAAGUACCAGGAAUGCCAUUACACUGCCUUCGUCUGAAAGUUGGAUCUCCAAUCAUACUACUCAGAAAUCUAAACUCCCCAAAACUAUGUAAUGGAACGAGGAUGAUCGUAAAACAGUUAUCGAAUAAUAUCAUUGAAGCUGAACUUAUUUCUGGAAAGUGAAAAGGACACACAGUAUUUAUACCUAGAAUACCACUGAUCUCUUCUGAAUUGCCAUUUCAAUUUAAAAGAUUGCAGUUUCCAAUUAAAUUAGCCUUCAGUUUCACGAUUAACAAAGCGCAAGGGCAAACUUUAAAAUAUUGUGGCAUCAACCUCAAAGAAUCCUGCUUUUCACACGGUCAGCUAUAUGUAGCUUGCUCAAGAGUAGGAAAUUCGAAAAAUUUAUAUAUAUAUACCCCGGAUAAUAAAAUAAAAAAUGUUGUUUAUAAACAAGUAGUGUAAAUGAUGAGAAAAUGUUUUCAAUAAAUUUUUUUACCGUUUACGUCAUAGUUUAUUUUUUUAUUUAAACUACCACGUAAUCUCAUAUCAACUCCCGAGCGAAGCCGGGUAUCAUAGCUAGUUAGUUAAUAAAAACUAACUCGAUGUCAGUUUUGUGACGAAAAUUAAGAAUAAAAUUCGUCUAAAAACCAACUUUUUUCAUAUUCUAAAUAUAGAUUAUAGCUUAUAGUUUAUGUAAUUAACAGAAAAGCAAUUUUUUUUAAAUUUCAUGCUUAAAAUUGUCGUCACAAAACUGACAUCGAGUUAAUUUUUGUUAACAACUUUCACUAAUUUUGGGUCAAAAUUUUGGAAAAUGGCCAAUCAUCUAACUUAGGAUAUGAUAUCCUGCAUAUCAAGAUAAAAUUUAUAUGAAAUUACUUUUGAACUGCAAAAUCGUACAACUUUCUCAUCCGUAAACCUUUACCAGUUGGUGUCAUCAAAAGUAUUUUGUAUUUUAAAUACAUUUUUAGAAACGCUAUAUUUUGUAUUUGGUA